Messenger RNA from Stegodyphus dumicola, 2468 nucleotides. RefSeq lists its product as uncharacterized. Gene Ontology annotation, biological process: cellular response to hormone stimulus; positive regulation of transcription by RNA polymerase II. Gene Ontology annotation, cellular component: nucleus. Lineage: Eukaryota; Metazoa; Arthropoda; Arachnida; Araneae; Eresidae. The record is from RefSeq and is a predicted model, not a curated record. Gene Ontology annotation, molecular function: protein dimerization activity; nuclear receptor binding.
CGCAGUCGCAGUAACCAUCUCUUGCUUGAAGCUUUCAUUCCUAUCUAGUUUUGUCUUUUAAUAAUUGAUACGAAGAGCUAAAAGAUGUUAAGAUUUUUUAACGUUACUUAGAGGUUAAAAACAUAAAUGCUGCUCGCAUCGAAACAACAGGAAAUGCAGGACUGCUGUGGCCCGGAUGUUGGAUAGUUUUUUUUUUUUUUUUUUUUUUUUCCGCGACUUCGGUGGAUUCAUUCUCUGUGUUUGUGUUGUAUCCUAUGUUAGGUCGACUCACCGAUUAAGUGUGUUAUGGUAUAUUCGUGCAGCGCUGGGCCUUUUGCAGGCCCAGCCAAUGAACUUAUAUUUUUGUGCUGCUACCUGACAUGAAUAGAUCGCCUAAUGUCAAUUUUGAAAGGAUUGAAGAGGCUGAUCUUAAGUUGCAGUUUCAAUUUAAUAAGUGCCUUAAUGAAAAACUACAUAGGGAGUCAUCAAACGACUACCUAGAUGAGCUAGCAGGGUAUAUUUCUGCUAGUGCCUCUGACAUGUGUUCCCUCUCUGUCAACCCUGACAAGUGUGCCAUACUGCAGGAAACAGUCAACCAAAUCCGUCAAAUUAAACUUGCUGAGGAGUGUGGUUCAAGUGAUGACCUUCAGAAGAGUGAAGUUUCAUCCAGUAAACCAAACUUCUUUGGCAGUGAUCAUCUAGGUCCUCUUUUACUUCAUGCAUUAGAUGGUUUCUUGUUUAUGGUAAACACAGAUGGCAAGAUAGAGUUUGUUACAACUAAUGUGAAGUCUUUUCUGAAAUAUAGUCAGGAGAGUCUUAUUGAUAAAAGUAUAUACAAUAUAAUUCACGUAGGAGAUCACGCUAGAUUUAGCAGCAACUUGUUACCGAUGUCAAUAGGUAAUGGGUUUGGCUGGUCUGAACCUAAUACGUCAGUCAGCAAAAGCCGUUCCUUCAAUUGCCGCUUCCUGAUCAAGCCUCCUGAAGAUCAGGAAGAAACUAUGGAAGAGAAGCAAACUCGAAUAUCUCAGUAUGAAAAUAUGCAAAUUUCUGCUGUCUUAUUGCCCUUUUCCGGAGAGAAAUCUGAAGCUGAUGAGUUGGAUGCAGAUAUUCAGAACCAUUUGGUAUGUGUUGCCAGACGUUUACCUCCAAGUGAAAAAAGUAAUAUACCAGGAGUAGAACAAUUUGUAACUCGUUUGGAUCUUGGAGGGAAAAUUAUAUCAGUUGAUACAAGUGGGGUGUCUGCUACAUAUAGUCAGUAUCUCAAUAAAGAUCUAGUGGGGCGAAUAAUUUUAGAACUGUGUCACCCUGAUGAUAUUCAGAAGCUUACUCAACAUUUAAAAGAAACCCUCCAGCAAGGCAGUAACACCAGUGGCAUCUAUAGAUUAAGACUAGCUCACGAGAAAGUUGUUCACGUGCAAACAAAAAGCAAACGUUUAAGCUGUAACCCUAUGGCCAGUGACCAAGAGAUUAUUGUUGCUAAUCAUACUGUUAUAAGGGACAGUGAUCAUUGCUUGGAAAAUAGUGCAUUAAUUCCUCAAAGAAGCAAUCCCUCGCCUGCUAGUGUAACAUCACUCAGCAACAAUAUGAAUGGGAAUUCCUAUACCUUUACUUCUUUAAGUCCCCAAGAUUUUAAUCUCAAUGACAUUGGACUGGAUUUUUUGCCUUCUUCCAGCUGGGAUUUGGGUAGCAGUGAAGGCCAAGAUAUAGGAGAUAAUGCAAAUUUAUCUACUUCACUGGGAGGGCCAUCGACUCCAGUCAGUACCAACAAUUCAGGUGCUCAGCAACGAACUCAGCAUCCAUCUGGCAGUGCCUUCAGUCCGGAACUGAUAUCUGGUAGGGGCUCGCCCUCCACUAGGUCUCCAGCUCAGCUUAGUGCUACCGGAAGUCCUGCUCCUGGCAGGGUUACUCCAUAUACGAACACCUUUCCUUUUAGCCCUGUAUCUUCACAAGCUGUUAGUAGGACUUCCUCCCCAGCACCGAAUCUUAUAAAGCGUGAAGAGUCUACGGCUCUGAAUAAUAAUGACCUCUCCACUCUAAGUCCUAUGGGAGGCUUGAUAGGUGAUAGCAAAAACUCCACAAACAACGCAGCUCAAAAACUGCGCAAUCUCCUUACACACGGAAUUGAGGAGGCUGAUUCAUCUGUUCCUAAAAACUCUUCUGAAAAAGAGGACACUGCUGGCGAUACAGAAAAUGGUUUUGUGUCUUGCAAUAGCGCGGAUGCUGUGUCUUCACGAAAUGAAAACAUUAUCCUUCGAGAACUUUUGAAUCAAGAAGAUGAAGAUAUAUGUGAUGAUAACACAAAAAAUAUUUCAUGUGAUUCAAACUGUAAUGUUAACAUAACUGAUAUAUGUACAAAUGAUGCCCUACAAAAGAGAACUGUAAAUAACAAUAACAUGCUAAGAAAACUUCUUAACAACAAUGAUGAUGAUAAAAGUCUUAAGAAAAAUCAAGAUCUUCUAAUUCAGCAUCUUCUGAAGACAGAAGGCAAA